UUCACGUGACACCCACAACAAACAGACUGCCUUGCAGCCUUCAGCGUUUGAAGCUGCCAGCAGAAGACGCCUUUUACGAAGAUGUCAGCUCAAACCAAAUUGGGGAGUUCGGUGCAGUGUCCUGUGUGUCAUGUCAGUCAUCUACCACAACAGAAAGAUGUCAAGAGUGGAGUGUUCGCAGCAACAUGUCAGAACUGUGGACACUUCUUCAAAUUCAAGGUGGAUUCUGGAUUGGCAACAGAGGUGACACUGACUGUCAAUGGACAGAAAUACACAGUGUCUACUGACAAGUACAGUUCAUCUACCUCCUUGAAUUCAUUCCUACGCACAUCACGUGCGUCAAUGGGCACUAAGGUGAUGUGCCGGGAAGGUGGGUGUGGCAUGUGUGUGGUUGAGGCUAAACUUUACGAACCAAUCUCCUUUGAGAAGAGAGCCUACUCCAUCAACUCAUGUCUAUAUCCUGUGUUCCUGUGUGAUGGCUGGGAGAUCACCACUGUGGAGGGGAUUUCACACAAGGGAGACAACUCUGUGUCGGAGAGGCUGGCCCACUACAAUGGUAGUCAGUGUGGAUACUGUAGUGACGGACAGGUUAUGAACAUGCACUCGCUACUGGAGUACAAUGGCGGUCAGGUGACCAUGCAGCAGGUCGAGGACGCAUUUGAUAAUGUCAUCUGCAGGUGUACAGGUUACCGACCAAUACUGGAUGCCAUGAAGUCAUUUGCUGUAGACUCUCCCGCCAACAAGAAGAAAGCUCCCUGCUCUGUGGAUAUUGAGGAUGUUGGGACACUUAGUAAGGUCUGUAGUAGGACAGGUGGACCCUGCAGGGGAAAUUGUAGCCCCCAGACAUCAGACAACGGAGAGAUGACACAGAUUGUAUUGAAGGAUGCUCAGUGGUUCAAGCCGAAGUCUGUAGAUCAGGUCUUUGUUGCCAUGAAGCAAGCAGCAGGAAAGACGAUGAAGCUUGUUUUUGGAAACACUGGAUUUGGUGUGUUUGGGGAACUUGGUCAAUGGAUGUUUGAAGUCUUGAUUGAUCUCAGAGAAGUACAGGAGCUGUAUGGAGUUGAUUUUGACAGUGAUGUAGUCCUUGGAGCGAAUCUGUCAGUGAACCAGUUACAAGACAUUUUCUACCGCGGGAAGAGCGAGCCUAACCUGUACUACUUUGAUGUACUAUAUAAACGCGUCAAGGAAAUCGCUGGACACUCUGUUAGAAACCUUGGCUGCUGGGCGGGUAACCUGAUGCUCAAGCAUGCCCACCCAGAAUUCCCCUCUGAUGUGUACUGUAUGCUGGAAGCUGCUGGGGCACAGCUCAACAUCACUGAUGGAUCCCAGACACAGCUUGGGUCAUACGACAUGUCACACUUCCUAGCCCUGGACAUGACUGGUAAGCUGAUUACGGGUAUGAUGUUACCAGGACUGGACACUAAUGACUACUACAUCCGCACCUACAAUGUCUCAAAGAGGGCACAGAAUGCCCAUGCCUAUGUGAAUGCUGGUUUUCGGAUGAGGUUAGAUAGCAAGAACAACUUCCUGGUGAAGGAAAGGCCAACAUUGGUGUUUGGUGGUAUUAGUGCUACCUUUAACCAUGCUACAAAUACAGAGACAUUCCUUGUUGGGAAACAGCUGACAGACCCCAGUGUAUUCAAAGCUGCUCUGAUGACCUUGUUUGCGGAAGUUGUCCCUGACACAACUGACUUGAGGUUAGCUAGCGCCACCUACAGGAAGACCCUGGCUCUGUCAUACUUCUACAGAUUUGUGUUGGAUGUCCUGGGAGAAGCAGCCCCAGCCAGACUACGGACCGGAGCUAAAGCCCUGACCAGGCCUCUGUCCUCUGGACUACAGAGUUAUGACACCAAAACUAUGGAGUGGCCGCUCACACAGCCAAUGACCAAAGUCCUGGCCUUAAACCAGACCUCUGGGAAAGCCGUGUAUAUUAACGACAUUCCCAGUAAGCCGCAGGAGCUGCACGCUGCCUUUGUCCGCAGUACUGUGGCCAAUGCCACUCUACAAGGCAUGGAUGCCACCGGGGCACUGAGUACACCAGGUGUAGUGAAAUUCUUGGAAGCCAAGGACAUUCCGGGAGUAAACAACUGUUACCCCUUGUCACCAUGGCCAUCACCUGAGGAGCUGUUCUGCAGUGGUCAGGUGUCAUUUGCUGGUCAGCCCCUCGGCCUGAUUAUUGCAGAGGAUGAGCAGACUGCACGCUCUGCUGCCAAUAAGGUCAAGGUCACAUACACCAACAUACAGCCCCCAAUAGUGACCAUGGCAGACGCAAUCUCCAAGAAAUCCAUCUUCCCUGGGCUGGCUCCAGAGUUCAUUUUAGGAGAUGCAGAAGCGGCCAUUUCUAAUUCUCCUCAGAAGAUCCAGGGUAGCAUCAGCUGUGGACCUCAAUAUCACUUCCAAAUGGAAACGCAGGUGAGUAUAGCUACACCCACAGAAGACGGAAUAGACAUAGACGCAAGCACUCAGUGGCCCGACUUUAACCUGAGAGCCGUUGCCAUGGUACUGGGAUGUUAUGAAAACAGAAUCACUGUACGAACAAAGAGGCUCGGAGGCGCGUAUGGAGCGAAAAUCACCAGGAAUGCUAUAGUGUCUGCUGCCGUGGGACUUGCUGCACAGGUCACAAACAGACCUGUAAGGAUGAACAUGGAGUUUCAUACAAACAUGGAAACCAUAGGUAAAAGAUUUCCAUAUAUGGCAAACUACCAGGUGGGCUGUUCUGACACUGGUGUCCUGAAUGGAGUGAAGAUAACAUAUUACGCUGAUUGUGGAUACCUCCCAUCGGACCAUGCACUACCAGUGGUAACACUAUUUGCUGACAAUGCUUACUACUGUCAGAACUGGCACCUAAUCCCUGUCGGACUGAAGACAAACAAACCGAUGAAUACAGCCGCCCGAUCACCAGGAUCCUGUCCUUCCAUCUUUAUCACCGAGUCCAUAAUGGAACAUUUAGCCAAAGCUCUCAACAUGGACCCUACUGAGGUUAGGAGGGUUAACCUCUACCAAAAAAACCAGCUCACCCCAUACAAACAGCCGCUGCUGUACUGUAAUAUCUCGACCCUGCUUACUGAGCUGGAGACUUUGGCUGAUGUUUCACAGAGGAAAAAGAGUGUUGUAACAUUUAAUCAGAACAACCGCUGGAGGAAGAAAGGCCUGUCUAUAGUGCCAAUGAAGUUUGAAAUUUUUUGGGAAGGAGGCAACUACAACUGUCUUGUGGACGUCUACCAGAGUGACGGAAGUGUUAUCAUAGAUCACGGAGGCAUUGAGUGUGGGCAGGGUAUCAAUACCAAGACUAUCCAGGUUUGCGCUUACAAGCUGGGGAUCUCCAUAGACAUGAUCAGGGUGGUGGCCAAUAACACUGUCACCAACGCCGGCAGUGUCACCACUGGGGGCAGCAUCACCUCCGAACUCUGCUGUCAGGCUAUAGCAAACUGCUGUGACACAUUACUGGCCAGGAUUGCACCUGUCAAAGCCAAGAUGCCAAACGCCAAGUGGAAAGACUUGAUACAACAGUGUGCUUCUGACGGCAUUGACCUCACAGCUAGAUACUGGACAUCACCAACUCUGAACAAAGAUGUUCGAGCAAAAUACUUCAGCUAUGGAGUAACCUGCUCUGAGAUGGAGCUGGAUGUGCUGACGGGUCAGUACCAGAUAUCACGGGUGGACCUUCUGUACGACUGUGGAGAGAGUUUGAACCCUGAGAUAGACAUUGGACAGGUUGAAGGGGCCUUUGUGAUGGGACUGGGGUACUGGCUUACUGAGGAACAAAAGGAGGACCCUACCACAGGAGUACUCCUCACCAACAACACCUGGGAGUACAAACCUCCCCUAGGAAAGGACAUUCCUAUAGACUUCAGGGUACACCUCCUAAAGAAUGCACCUAACCCAUUAGGGGUUCUCAGAUCAAAAGCAAGUGGUGAGCCUCCCCUCUGUAUGAGCUGUUCUGCCCUGUUUGCCCUCAAGCAUGCAGCAGAGGCUGCCAGAGAAGAAAUUGGACAGAACACAUUCUUCCCACUAAAUGGACCUGCAACAGUUGAGAAAAUCAAUGCAGCUUGUCUUCUGAAUCCAGACCAGAUGGUGCUCACUGCUUAGUGGUAUAGUUUACUGGUCCAUGUCAACCCGAAUUGGGGCAAACAUGAUACUGCUACAAUAACUUUUAAAUACAAUGUAGAGGGAAAUAAUCCUAUAAAUGGACUGUAUAACCCUGUAAAUCAGCUGUAUGUGAUAUAACUACAUAUUUUGCAAUUCAGUGCUAAUUCGUCAAGAUGACUGCAAACAAAUGAUACUUCCUUUGUGAUGUUGACAGAUAUCAACUCUUGCGAUAAAGUAAGCUUCUUGAUUGUCCAGAAAUUGGCAAAGUCUCAUUCUGGACAAAUAAAAAACUGACCUUCCAAUUGAGAUUUCUGUUUACAACACAGAGGAAAGACAGAUCAUCUUGUUUAAAUUCAACUGAUAAAUAUUCAUGUGAAAAUCAACUUCCCAUGAAGUAAUAACUAUAUAAACUUGACAUUAUGUGGAGUUGUUAACAGCAAAUGAAAGUGACUUAUGACACAUUUGUUGUCAAUAUUUUGAGUCGUACUCCAAAGCACGGAAUCUAAGUCCAUAUCCAAAGUAAGGAAAAUUUAGGACUACCCGCUUGUUCAUGUAACUGAAAACAGACCCUAAAAGGGUUAUUCAGGUGCGGUACAGAAUAACCCCAGAAAUUCAAUAAAACCUGUAUUCAUAAAGGAAACGUAUAUUUUCAAUCUGAGUUCCCCACCAACAACAGCAGAAAAUACCUCUGACAUGUGAUCCCCACCAACAACAGCAGAAGAUACCUGUGACAUGCGAUCCCCACCAACAACAGCAGAAAAUACCUCUGACAUGUGAUCCCCACCAACAACAGCAGAAAAGUUAGAGUCUGGGACAUAAGCUAAAAAGAACUCAAAAGAGAAUGCAUGAUGAACCCAAAGCCCGCUAUAUGUGUGUACGUCAUCAUCUUAAAGGAAAAGAUAGAACAUUCGCAAAAAAUAUGAUGGUUGAUAUGUAUUCAUAUGUGUGUGGACUAGUGAUUUGGUCAAUGAAUAUUAUAGUUAAUUGCGUGGCCACCUUAACAAUAUUCAUUUAACUCUGUCUCAACAGCAGUAAGUAUGUAACGGUUGAUGUGAGGGAGAGUAUAUAUGAAAAUUGCAUGCUACAUAAUAGAAGUAAUACUUUAUAUUAAGAUGAUAAAGAAAACUUAAGUCAUAUAUUGAGCAAUCAAAAUAAAAUACUAAAAACUGACAAAUCUGAAGAAGAAAUAUUACAUUCCAGCUAAAAUGAUCGAAAGAAAUGCUGUCAAAUAUACAUGUCGCUGUGUUAGAAAAAUAGGUUUUCAAACAAAUUGUAACAUACCAAGUAGAUAGCAUAGAGAUAUACAAUAUACAGAUCUACAUGAUACUAGUACAAAUAUUUGUAUACCAAAUGUAUAUGUGAUAUGUGACAAAGUAAUUAAGAUAAUGGUAAGUGGUAUAUACUUAAGAACACUUAAAUUGGUGCUAUGUGUUUUAACAACUGAUGUAUUUUUACAAUUGUUAAGAGAAUAAAAAUAUACCAUUGAUAUAUUAGUAUGUAAAGAUUGAUGUGAAGUAGAAUAAUCAGGAGAAUUGCUUACUGCAUAGUAGAAGCAAUACUUGGUGUUAUGAUGAUAAAAAAAAUUAUAGUAAUAAAUUAAAAAAAAUAAAAUUUGAUAAUUGAA
Mizuhopecten yessoensis (Yesso scallop) is the source of this 5713-nucleotide messenger RNA. Its product is annotated as xanthine dehydrogenase-like. The record is from RefSeq and is a predicted model, not a curated record. Lineage: Eukaryota; Metazoa; Mollusca; Bivalvia; Pectinida; Pectinidae. Bases 82 to 4089 code for a protein of 1335 amino acids. Gene Ontology annotation, molecular function: iron ion binding; oxidoreductase activity; FAD binding. The transcript has 34 exons.